Messenger RNA from Brugia malayi, 405 nucleotides. RefSeq lists its product as uncharacterized. Gene Ontology annotation, cellular component: cytoplasm. The coding region runs from base 1 to 405 and encodes 134 amino acids. The transcript is spliced from 4 exons. NCBI's taxonomy places the organism in Eukaryota, Metazoa, Nematoda, Chromadorea, Rhabditida, Onchocercidae. The record is from RefSeq and is a predicted model, not a curated record.
AUGAGCAAAAAUAAAGGCAAAGUAGGAAAAAUAGUUGCUAAAACAAUGAACACAUCAAAUAAGGAAGAAUCGAAAGAUAGUGCCAUAUCGAUGAGUAAAAAUGGUGAAAUUAUACUCAGAAUUCAUGCAAAACCAAAUGCAAAAACAACACGUAUUAUAGUAUUUUUUAUUUUAUAUAUUGGUACGAAUCAAAUUGAACUUGCAAUUGCGUCACCUCCACAUGAUGGUCAAGCAAAUGAAACAUUGAUCAAUGCUAUGAUGGAUAUUCUAGAAUUGCAUAAAAACGAAAUUACAUUUCAUACGGGUAUUCGAUCAAGAUCAAAGAUAUUACGAAUAACUAGCAGACGUAUCACUUUACAAGAAGUACAGGAAAAAUUGAAAAGACAUAUCAUCGAAAAGGGAUAA